Messenger RNA from Epinephelus moara (kelp grouper), 2681 nucleotides. RefSeq names its product olfactory receptor 142-like. The record is from RefSeq and is a predicted model, not a curated record. Gene Ontology annotation, cellular component: membrane. Bases 1176 to 2111 code for a protein of 311 amino acids. The transcript has a single exon. Gene Ontology annotation, biological process: G protein-coupled receptor signaling pathway. Lineage: Eukaryota; Metazoa; Chordata; Actinopteri; Perciformes; Serranidae. Gene Ontology annotation, molecular function: G protein-coupled receptor activity; olfactory receptor activity.
UAUUUAUUUUAUUUAUUUCAUUGUCUAUUUUAGUAUCUUAUUUAUAUCUUCAUCUUUAUCUCUUGUUUCCAUUCAUGCUGUAUUUCUAUUUCUACUUUGCACGGAGCAUUGGAACAAAAACAAUUUCCCCCCGGGGAUUAAUAAAGUAUUCUGAAUCUGAAUCUGAAUCUGAAUAAAAGCUUAAUAUCAUAAAAAGUAUAAAUAGUACAAGUAAGAAAAAUACAAACACCCAUGUCCUGAAUGAGCUGACCGUUUUGGCAGUGGAACAGUGUCUGCAGCACAAAGUAUGCAGAAGGAGCGAACCGAAAAACGCCUGAACUAAUAAGAAUAAAGAUCUGAAUAACAAUAGUGUGGCUGCAGACGCAUCCAAACUAAUAACAGCAACUUAGCACGGAGGCUAAGAGGUCCCCUGGGCCUUGGCUAAGUACACCUCUUCAGUAAUCCAACAAUGCAUCAAUGCAUGCACUGACAUGUACUGUUUGUGUUCUUGGCUGAUCUCAGAGCAGCAGCAAAACAGUACAAAUGAUCAGCGGCUGCCUCAGUUUCGAUGGGGUCAAGGGAGGAUGCUUCAUGUCUCUCUGAUCUUGUUUCAUAUGAACUGACACAGACUCUUUUCUUAAUGAUUGUAUGACUUUAAUCCUCGCUGUGUAUUUGCUUGUCUGAUGGUUUUCACAGCUGUCACAGAGCACACACGUUGUGUUGAAAUUUAAGACUUAAAACUCAUCCACAGCAUUAUUAAGUGAUUGAAUUGCUGUUGAUUUUGUGAUGAAGUUCUGGAAAUUGGCAUGCAGACGUUGAAGGUUGCAUGUGAGCAUUGAUCUACUGUCUGCAACUCAAAUGCUCCUGAGAACACUGAAGCAGUGGGAUGAAAGAUGUUAGUCCAGUCGUGUAUUUAGUUCAUGUUAUUCUGACAGUUGUCUUAUUGUGUUAAUUUAAGUGUAUCUUUUUUAAACGCAUGAAAUAUGUUCCACUGAAAUUUGUGAUGGAUGAAUAUCAGGGACAUGUAGCCUAUGGAGCAUACAUGAACACAGGCUUUUGUUGUUUGUGCUGUUGGUUUUCAGAAUUUUCACUCUGAACAUUUUCACAUCUCCUCCUGUUUUUAUCUGAAAUUAAUCCAUUUUGUUACUGUCCUUCUUUCCUUCCAUCACUUCCUUCAGCUGUGCUGUUGUGCAGACAUGACGAGCAACAGCAGCCUGAAUCCUUUGUACUUUCAGCUCACUCUGUUUGCAGACUAUGGGCCCCUCAGAUAUCUGUUCUUCAGUCUGUGUCUGUUGGUCUACAUGACUAUAAUCUCUGCUAACAUUGUCAUUGUUGUCACAGUCUGCCUACACAAGUCUCUGCAUCAGCCCAUGUUCAUUUUCAUCUGCAGUCUGUCUUGUAACUCUCUGUACGGCUCAGCCGGCUUCUUCCCCAGGUUUCUGAUGGACAUUCUGUCUGACACUCAUUUCAUCUCACGUCCAUUUUGUUUCAUUCAGUUACAUGUUAUUUACAGCUAUGCAGCAUGUGAGCCGAUGAUUCUCGGCGUCAUGGCCUAUGACAGAUUUGUGGCUAUUUGCCAGCCCUUACACUAUCACAGUAAAAUGACGUUUAGGACGGUGACAUAUCUUGUCCUUUUUGCCGUGCUCUAUCCUGCAUUUGCUGUUGGCCUCUGUGUCUAUCUUACUGUACGACUGCCUCUGUGUGGAGAUAAAGUGCACAGGCUUUUCUGCUCUGUGGUGCAGCUCUCCUGUGUGGACACAACUAUGAACCGUGUAGUAGGAUCUGUGUUUAACAUAACAACCUCUGUCAUCCCCCUGUUCUUUAUCCUGUUCACGUACCUGCGCAUCCUGCUUGUUUGCAGGAGAAGCUCGUCUGAGUUCAGAGGAAAGGCGUUACAAACCUGCCUGCCUCACAUAGUCUCAUUUAUAAACUAUUUUUUCUCUUUAUUCUUUGAGCUUUUGCUGAGUCGUUUUGGGAUUAAUGUGAACCCUGUUGUUGUUGCUGUAUUAUCUAUGGAGCUUGUCAUCAUUCCCCCCAUUAAUGACCCUCUAAUCUACGGCCUGAGUCUGCCUCAGAUCAGAAAUCUGAUUUUCAGAUUUCUUAAGAUACACAAAACGAUUCCUGCUGCAUAAUUCCAAACCCAACAGACAGACUGAUGUGAAUGAAGCUUUAAUUCUCUGUUGUUUCUGUAAUGUGCCUCUAAAAUAUAGUAACUCCAAUUUAAUUUGUUCACAUUCAUUUCAGACAAAUCCAAAUAUAUGUCAAGCAAAUAACUGCCACCCCUUUCAUAUUAAGUAGAAUAAUUCAAUUCAGUUUUAUUUAUAAAGCCCAAUAUCACAAAUCACAAUCUGUAUCAGAGGGCUUUACAAAAUAAGACAUCCCUCUGUCUCACUGCGGAUAAAAAAAAAACUCCUCAGGAAGAGCAACUGAGAGAGGGAGACUGAGAUGCACAGUAAUAACAACUAUAACAAUAAAUAUAAAUAAUAAUGAUAUUGGUAUAUGAUAGUAUAUGUUAUGUGUAUGUAUUAAUUAAGGCUGUCAAAUUAUUUUCUAUCAUGAUUAAUCGCUGAAUUUCAAUAGUUACUUAUGAUUAAUCACAUGUUUCAAAUUCUGCCAUUUUGUAUUUCAGAUUCAGUUUUAAAGUCCAUAUUAACAAGGUGAAGCAGUUCUUAACCCAGUGCCUUGAUUGGGAAUCAAAUAAA